CACAUAGAUGUAAUAUAUUAUAACUAAUGUUGUUGUAUAUAUCUGUGGUUGUGCACUACAUCGUUAUUUUCAUUUAAGUGACUAUGAUAUUUGUCCUAUGUCUUGACCAACGUGGCUCUAAUUUAUUUUAAGUGUUAUUGGACAUUGGCGCGUUUCUACAUAAAUAAUGAAAACCUUUAAAUCAAGAGUCUAAUUUAUACUUGUUGUUGAGAACGGAGCUUGGCUAGGGUGCUGCUGUCUCAUCAUAGCUGUUGAGUUAAAGAAGUGAAGAACUAGCUAAGAAUUAUAAUUAUAAUGGAUAAUUAUAACUGCGGGACUGUGAUCAAAAUAGAGGAAGAAAAUGAUGAAUUAAACGAGCAAUUUACCGGAUCCUUAGUGAAAAAAACAAAACCGAAUAACAUUGAAAAAACUUACAAGAAUUGUCUGACAACCCACAACAACCCUCAAAAAAAUAUCAACCAAAACACAUAUAAUGUCGGAGAAAUUUGCAAUGAAAAAAUAGUGAAAGUCGAAGUUGACCUAGUAAAUGGACUUUGCUUCGAGUCUGUGAUUGAAAUUGAAAAAAAUGUUCUUUUGGAUGUACAAACAUCAAAUUACAGUUUGGAGGAGAUACAGUCAUUUGAGUGCGAUAUAUGCAAAAUGUCAUUUUCUACAAAAAGGAAAAUUGCCCGACACAUCACACAUUCACAUAGUGCACAAUUGUCAAACCAGAAAAGCACUGGAAAACAAGUCGUUGAAAAUACUUUUAUGAACAAAUGUACGAGAAAUGAGGCGAAUAAAACUGAUGAUUGUUAUUUCGAAUCAAGGAUUGAAACAGAUUACAAUAAACAAACAGCAUCGAAUUAUAGCAGUUUAACAAGCGGUCGGUUAUUCCAAUGUUAUUUAUGUCAAAUGUCGUAUACCACUAAAACGCAAAUAACUUUACAUAUCAUGAAAUCCCACAAAAGUUCUACGAACAAACACUGUUCUCGUAAACCAAUUAACAUCAGUCCGUCCUAUAAAUGUGAAGUGUGUUCAAAGUCGUUUCCUAAAAAAUACUAUCUCAAAAUACACGAACGUGUGCACACUGGAGAAAAGCCCUACAAAUGUUAUGUGUGCUCGAAGUCAUUUUCUCACACAUCCACACUCACAAUACACAAACGUUUGCACACUGGAGAAAAACCCUACAAAUGCGAUGUUUGUUUAAAAUCAGUUUCUGAUAAAGCCGACCUCGUAAAACACAUGCGCGUGCACACAGGUGAAAAGCCUUACAAAUGUAAUGUUUGCCUUAAAUCAUUUUCUUUAAGUUCCUCUCUCACUAAACACAAACGCGUGCACACUGGAGAGAAGCCCUUCAAAUGUGUUAUAUGCUUAAAGUCAUUUUCUGAUACUUCUUCCUUAACAUCACACAAACGAGUGCACACUGGAGAAAAGCCCCACAAAUGUGACUUGUGCUCAAAGUCGUUUAGUUCAAAAUCAGGACUCACUAAACACAAACGCGUGCACACUGGAGAGAAGCCCUUCAAAUGUGUUAUAUGCUCAAAGUUAUUUUCUAAUGCGUCUUUCUUAACACGACAUAUACGCAUGCACACCGGUGAAAAGCCCUACAGCUGUGAUUUGUGUUCAAAGUCCUUUUCUGUACAAUCCAACCUCACAACCCACAAACGUGUACACACUGGAGAAAAACCCUACAAAUGUGUUGUAUGCUUAAAGUCAUUCUCUGAAAACUCAAAACUCACAAAUCACAAACGCAUACACACUGGGGAAAAUCCCUUCAAGUGUGUUGUAUGCUUAAAGUCAUUUUCUACAAGCUCAAAACUCAGACAACACGAACGAGUGCACACUGGAGAAAAGCCCUACAAAUGCGAUAUAUGCUUAACGUCAUUUUCUCGAAAAAGCCACGUCGCACAACACAAACUGUUGCACACUGGAGAGAAGCCCUAUAAAUGUGAUGUGUGUCUCAGGUCUUUUAAUCAAAAUUCGUCCCUCACAACGCACAAACGCGUGCACACUGACCAAAAGCCCUACAAAUGUGAUGUAUGCCUAAUGUCUUUUAAACAUAAUGAAACACUUAUAAUACAUAAACGCGUACACACUGGAGAAAAGCCUUAUAAAUGUGACGUUUGCUUUAAGCUUUUUGCUCAGAACUCUAACCUCAGAAUACACAAACGCUUGCACACUGGUGAAAUGCCUUAUAAAUGUAAUUUGUGUUUAAUGUCAUUUUCUCAAAAAUCCAACUUAACACGACACGUACGCAUGCAUACUGGCGAAAAACCUUAUAAAUGCGACGUGUGCUCAAAAACAUGUUCUCAAAGAAAAAACCUCAUUAUACACAAACGCGUGCAUACUGGAGAAAAGCCUUAUAAAUGUGAUAUAUGCUCAAAGACAUUUUCUCAACAACCCCACCUCAAAAAACACAAAUGCGGUCCACCGGCAUGAGAAUCUUAAAGGUUUAUAUAAUAUAUGUAUUUACCCUGCAGACUUCUUAGUGAUUGUUUGACAUGUUUUAUUUAUAUUUUUAAUGUAUUAUUAUUAUUGGACAUAUUGUAUUGUUUUGUU
Messenger RNA from Adelges cooleyi (spruce gall adelgid), 2538 nucleotides. Its product is annotated as zinc finger protein 665-like. NCBI's taxonomy places the organism in Eukaryota, Metazoa, Arthropoda, Insecta, Hemiptera, Adelgidae. Bases 295 to 2418 code for a protein of 707 amino acids. Gene Ontology annotation, cellular component: nucleus. The transcript has 4 exons. The record is from RefSeq and is a predicted model, not a curated record.